Aphanomyces invadans is the source of this 711-nucleotide messenger RNA. RefSeq lists its product as hypothetical. The record is from RefSeq and is a predicted model, not a curated record. Bases 1 to 711 code for a protein of 236 amino acids. Lineage: Eukaryota; Oomycota; Saprolegniomycetes; Saprolegniales; Verrucalvaceae. The transcript has a single exon.
AUGACAACACCCGUCAAGCGCCGCGUCUUCACAGAGCGCGAAGACGUGCUCCUUCUGACGCAAGUCAGCGUUGAAAUGCCGUUUCUGGCCCACCGAGGCAAAAUAAUGGAUGUUUGGGAAUCCGUCGCGCGCAACUUGGCUACAAUAGGUGAGUUUGAUCGCCCCAAUUUCGAUGGAAAGAAGGCGCAAGCCCGAUUUCUAAUCCUAUUGCGCGACCAUCGUGACAGCAACAACGCCUCGCAACGUGCCUCGGGUGCGGCCGAGCAUGUCACUGAAAAGACAGUCCUUUUGGACGACCUUUGCAACCAAGUCGACGAAGCCAAGCAAGAAGAGCACCGCCGAGCGGCCAACGAAUGCGAAGAAGCAGCAACUGUGGAGGAGAAUGGUGCCACCGUCCGCGACGAAGCCAUGCGAUCGCAAGGAAAACGAAAGGCCCAGGAAGAUGACGACGAAUCCAGAGGUGGUGGCGGUGGCAAGAUGCUGAAGGUUCUCUCACUGAUGAACGAGAGCAACAAGUGCGAAUUGGAUCUUCGCAAGCUCAUGUUUGAAAAGGAGAUGGAGGAGAGAAAAUUGGACCAGAUCAAGGAGCUUGAAGAGCGUGCCAAGGAUCGUGAAGCACAGUUGCAACUAGUACAAAUGCAGGCUCAACAAGUUCAAAUGUUGCAGUCGACAUUGACUUCUCUACUAUCUGCCCUGGUGAACAAGUUGUGA